AUGAACUCGACAUCCAUCGAUUUAGUGGCAGAGAUUCAUUCAUCUUCUUCUGAUGAAGAAAACGAAAUAUCUUUUUCAUCGGUUUCAAGGGUCUCUAGUGCAUGUUGUACUUCAUCUUUGUAUACGAAUAAACAAAUAGAAUUUUUCCUUCGAACAGACAAACAGAAAUAUCGUAUUUUGGCUAACGAAAACAACAAAAAGGCCACAAGCUGGUGGCGAUCAUUUGGUUUUCCCGCUGUUCUAAAUGAAAAGAACGGAUUUGAACGAAUUCAUGGUUACAUUAGUUGCACAAAAUAUUAUCGUACGUCAAUCUAUGGUUCGAAAAGUGGCACCAAACGAUUUAUCGAUCAUGCCAAUCGAUGCUCACCGUUAUCAUCCCAAUCUAUUCCUAAUCAAAGAAAUCCUGAAGAAUCACAAGCCACUUUGGACAAUAUCGUUAUCAAGAAAAAAGCUCACAUUACGACGAAAGAACAAAAUGAAAUCAAACAUUUGUAUGCUAAAUGGAUAUGUGAAGAUUUACGUCCUUUCACGAUCGUCGAGAAUAAUGGAUUCCAACAACUAGCACAAACAUUCAUUCGAUUAGGUUCUCAAUAUGGUUGCAUCGAUGUGAAAGAAGUGGUGCGAAGUAGACAAGCUGUUGCUCGAACAGUUGAUGAUUUAGCACAAAAACAUCGAACUAUUCUGAAGAGUGAACUUCGUGAACCACUGAAAGCACAAGCGAUAACGAUAGCACCGGAUUUUUGGACUAGCAAAUACAAUCAACAAGCUUUUCUCCAUAUGAUGCAUUAUAGCGAUUGCCGGGAAAUUCUUGGAAAUUAG
Adineta ricciae is the source of this 819-nucleotide messenger RNA. The record is from the annotation of a GenBank genome assembly. NCBI's taxonomy places the organism in Eukaryota, Metazoa, Rotifera, Eurotatoria, Adinetida, Adinetidae.